GCUAAGCAUCAGUCGAGCGCUGUUCCCGUACCAAAAAGGUCGCGAGUAUCUACAAAAUUAUUUGUACGGUACAAGGCAAAGUAGAAAGAAGGAAAAAGAGGAUAUCCUUUCCUCAUUGGAGGAAAACCCCUUUUUUCCCAUUUGGAUAGAAAAUUUUAGAAAGAAAAGUUGCUCAAGGAAGAUCCAAGUGUGAAUUUUUCUUGGGAGGGAACAGUGAAAAAGCCAGAAUAGUUUUAAGUGGUUUCUAGAAGUAAAAUCAGUUCAAGAAAAAAAAAAAGAAAAUUCAAGAAUUUCUUCGUGGAACCCAUUUCCUGCUGCAACUUUUAUAAUAUCAGUGGCAUAUAGUGUGUGCUUCGUACAAGUGUUAGUGAAGUUUUCUUAUUCGAGAAAUUGGAAAAAGUUCCUCUCAAGAGGGACUUAAAAGUUGGUUUAGAGGUUGAAACGCAUUGUUAAAGGAUAGUGCGUGUUGUAUUUGAGUGUGUGGGGUAAUUUGUUGUGUUGUUCUACAUUUGAACGCACAACAUUAAAUUGCACAUACAUUUGUUACUCGCGCGUUGGGGCUAGAAUUUUUAAACUUAAUUGGAGAGAGGAUAAGAGUGGAGAAAGGGAAUUCAAGAAACGAUUAUAAUAAUCAACUAACUAUCUCUACCGUUAGCAGGUCAAAGAAAUUCACGUCGCAGGAUGCCGCCUAAAAAGCAACAGGGAGGGGGUAAAAAGGGGAAAGAAAAUCUAGAGGACCUUAAGCAGGAAUUAGAUAUCGAUUACCAUAAAAUUACACCAGAGGAGCUAUAUCAACGAUUUCAAACACAUCCAGAAAAUGGUUUAAGUCACGCCAAAGCUAAGGAGAACCUUGAACGUGAUGGACCAAAUGCGUUGACACCACCAAAAACCACACCAGAAUGGGUUAAAUUUUGUAAAAAUUUAUUCGGUGGUUUUGCCCUGCUACUAUGGAUCGGAGCUAUUCUAUGUUUUAUUGCUUACUCAAUUCAAGCCAGUACAAGUGAAGAGCCUUCGGAUGAUAAUUUGUAUCUGGGUAUUGUACUUGCUGCUGUAGUUAUAGUCACGGGUAUUUUCUCAUAUUAUCAGGAAUCGAAAAGUUCGAAAAUUAUGGAAUCAUUCAAAAACAUGGUGCCCCAAUUUGCUACUGUGAUCCGAGAGGGUGAAAAAUUGACGUUACGCGCUGAAGAUAUUGUGUUGGGUGAUGUUGUUGAGGUGAAAUUCGGUGAUCGAAUUCCUGCUGAUGUUCGAAUUAUUGAAGCCAGGAACUUCAAGGUGGACAAUUCAUCUUUGACUGGCGAAUCUGAACCUCAAUCGCGUGGACCUGAAUUUACUCAUGAGAAUCCAUUGGAAACGAAAAAUCUGGCCUUUUUCUCGACAAAUGCUGUGGAAGGUACAGCAAAAGGUGUUGUCAUCAGUUGCGGAGACAAUACUGUCAUGGGACGUAUUGCUGGAUUGGCAUCUGGCUUGGACACUGGUGAAACUCCCAUUGCUAAGGAAAUUCAUCAUUUCAUUCAUUUGAUCACGGGUGUGGCUGUGUUCCUCGGUGUUACUUUCUUCGUUAUUGCCUUUAUUUUGGGUUAUCACUGGUUGGAUGCUGUCAUUUUCUUGAUUGGUAUCAUCGUCGCUAAUGUACCUGAAGGUCUUUUGGCCACUGUGACUGUAUGUCUGACGCUGACCGCGAAACGUAUGGCAUCGAAAAAUUGUUUGGUGAAGAAUUUGGAAGCUGUAGAAACUUUGGGAUCUACUUCAACCAUUUGCUCUGAUAAGACUGGAACACUAACCCAAAAUCGUAUGACUGUCGCUCACAUGUGGUUUGAUAAUCAAAUCAUUGAAGCCGAUACCACUGAGGAUCAAUCUGGUGUCCAAUACGAUAGGACUAGCCCCGGAUUUAAAGCUUUGUCACGAAUUGCCACUCUCUGCAAUCGAGCUGAAUUCAAGGGAGGCCAAGAAGGUGUUCCAAUUUUGAAGAAGGAAGUCAGUGGUGACGCUUCGGAAGCUGCUUUGUUGAAAUGUAUGGAAUUGGCCUUAGGAGAUGUUAUGUCGAUUCGUAAGAGGAACAGGAAAAUUGCCGAAAUUCCAUUCAACUCCACUAAUAAGUACCAAGUAUCUAUCCAUGAGACUGAAGAUCCUAGCGAUCCCCGAUAUUUGCUUGUAAUGAAGGGUGCACCAGAACGUAUUUUGGAACGUUGCUCUAGCAUUUUUAUCAACGGAAAGGAAAAGGUUUUGGAUGAAGAAAUGAAGGAAGCUUUUAACAACGCCUACUUGGAACUGGGAGGCUUGGGUGAACGUGUUUUGGGAUUCUGUGAUUUUAUGUUGCCAUCUGACAAGUACCCCACUGGCUAUAAAUUCAACACGGACGAUGUAAAUUUCCCAAUUGACAACCUACGUUUCGUUGGUCUUAUGUCUAUGAUUGAUCCUCCACGAGCUGCUGUCCCUGAUGCUGUUGCCAAGUGUCGUUCUGCUGGUAUUAAAGUCAUCAUGGUUACUGGUGAUCAUCCAAUUACAGCUAAAGCUAUUGCAAAAUCAGUCGGUAUUAUCUCGGAAGGCAAUGAAACUGUUGAAGAUAUCGCACAAAGGCUUAAUAUUCCUGUUUCUGAAGUGAAUCCACGUGAAGCUAAGGCAGCUGUUGUACACGGAUCAGAAUUGCGAGAUGUUACAUCCGAUCAGUUGGAUGAAAUCUUACGUUAUCACACUGAAAUUGUAUUCGCUCGAACAUCACCACAACAGAAAUUGAUUAUUGUUGAAGGCUGUCAGCGAAUGGGUGCUAUUGUUGCUGUAACUGGUGAUGGUGUAAAUGACUCGCCUGCGUUGAAAAAAGCUGAUAUUGGUGUUGCUAUGGGUAUUGCUGGUUCUGAUGUAUCAAAACAGGCUGCUGACAUGAUUUUGCUCGACGAUAACUUCGCUUCAAUUGUAACUGGUGUGGAAGAAGGCCGAUUGAUUUUCGAUAACUUGAAGAAAUCCAUUGCCUACACCCUUACAUCUAACAUUCCUGAAAUUUCGCCAUUCUUAGCUUUCAUUCUUUGUGAUAUCCCUCUACCAUUGGGUACAGUGACAAUUUUAUGCAUCGAUUUAGGAACAGACAUGGUGCCAGCUAUUUCUUUGGCUUACGAAGCUGCUGAAUCAGAUAUUAUGAAGCGUCCACCACGUGACCCUGUAAACGACAAACUAGUAAAUUCCAGAUUGAUUUCAAUGGCUUAUGGACAAAUUGGUAUGAUUCAAGCGGCUGCUGGAUUCUUCGUGUAUUUCGUGAUUAUGGCUGAGAAUGGCUUUUUACCAAGAAGAUUAUUUGGCAUUCGAAAGAUGUGGGACUCAAAAGCCGUUAACGAUCUAACAGAUUCAUAUGGUCAAGAAUGGACAUAUCGUGACCGCAAGACCCUUGAAUUCACCUGUCAUACUGCUUUCUUCGUAUCAAUUGUCGUUGUACAAUGGGCCGAUUUGAUCAUUUGUAAGACACGUCGUAACUCCAUUUUCCACCAAGGAAUGAGGAAUUGGGCAUUGAACUUUGGUCUUGUAUUUGAAACUGCUUUAGCUGCAUUCCUUUCGUAUUGCCCUGGAAUGGACAAGGGUCUUCGAAUGUAUCCACUGAAAUUCGUUUGGUGGUUACCUGCUAUCCCAUUCAUGUUGUCCAUUUUCAUCUAUGAUGAAGUACGUCGUUUCUAUCUACGUCGCAAUCCAGGAGGUUGGCUGGAACAGGAAACAUAUUAUUAAGUUAAAAGCUAAUGAUAAUGUACUAAAUAAGAAUAAUAUUAAAAUUAAAUUUCAAUAGGAAAAAAAAAUGAAACAAAAUAAAACAAAAAUGCAAGCUUAAAAAGUGCAAACGUUUAAAAAACAAGUAAAAUAAUUUGCUGAAUACAGAUUAUAAUUUUUGGAAAAAAAACAAAGAAAAAUAUUUAUAGAUUUCAUCGUCUUAUCUUCUGAUUUUCUUUUGUAAAAGAUAAUAUAUUUUAUAGGAUUUAUAGUUUUUCAAAUGAUCAAUUUUAAAUGCAUCUAAUUCCCAUUGUUUGUGUGGUUAAAUGUCUCUUUUAUAGAAAGUAAUGAAAUUUUGAUUUUCAUUGAAGCCUGUGAGAACAUGUUUUAACUCAUGUGUCUUUUAAGUAUUAAUUAAAGAUAGAUUAUCCGGCUCGGUUUUUACAAUUUGGUUUAUUUCUAAAAUAAAUGAUUCUUUUCCUAAUGAAGCAUUCUUUGAAAAGUUGGAAACCUCUAAUGACAUCCAAGAGGAAAGUGUUUAGUUCUCCCGUCCUUACUCAUUUCCAUGGUUUUUUGGUAAUACGUGCAUAGGCUUCUUCUAAUUUUACGGAAAUUUCUAGUAAGAUAGAAACAAAUAAGUUUUUUAAAGAUAUUUUAAGAAAUGAGGGAAACGACGAAUCUGCAGAACAAAGAAGUAUAUUAUGUACCGAUUAGUUUGCAGUUGGAAAUGUGGUUCUAGUUGUAAAUCACAUGAUAGACUUUCCGCUUUGUUAUAAUUAUUUCUUGAUAUAUUUUUCCGUACCCCAAAUCGGCUGCAGUUUCCAUUGGAAUUAAAUUUGAAAGUAUUUCGCGCUUCUUAGAGGAACAUUUCUUUAUCAUUCGCUUGGAUUUCUACGAAGAAAUAAAUAUUUUGUGAGAUAAUGGUUGAUUUUCAAACUCCAACUAGAGAACACAUUAUGUAAACCCUGAUCGUUUCGAAAUUUUAAUAACCCUACACUAAACGAGGAAAGGAAACGAGACGAAAAUAGAUUAGAUAAAUAGCGAACGAUCUUUGUAGUGUUAUUCACAGUACUAUAAUAGCAAUUUUGGCAGUAACGAGAUAUCAAGAUGAAAAGAUAUGCAUGUUGACACAAGAAGUAAAUUUAAUUAAAAUACAAAAACAUAUUUAAGUAAAAUUAUUGAAAUAAAAGAAGGUAAACAUUUGUAUUGAAUUAGAAAUUUACUCUAAAGAAAAUAAUAAAAUAUUUGCAUUGUAUAGCUCUAUAUAUCAUGUUCAUCCCUAAAACUCGAAACUAGAACUAGAAUUAGAUCGAAAGGAAGAAUAAAUUGAGUGGAAACGAAGGAGAAUUCGAAUACAUGAGUAGAUAUCGAUUUUGCUUUUCCUUUUUCUCAUUUCUGAGAUAGUUUUCAUGAAUCCUCAUGAACCAUCGGAGCAGAGCUUUAUUUUGAAUGAACCUUCACGUAUGCUUGAAAUUUAGAGCAAUUGUCUUUCACUCCCACUCUCCCCCACAUGGUUUUAUGCCAGAUCAUUCCGACGGGACACCUCACAACGGAAUUUGUGGUUUAUUCACAUUAUUUACAGACUUCGCAAUUCGAAAGUACGGCCUUGAAAUCGAACAUAAGAUGAUACGCCUACCCCCCACUUCGUUCACUUUUAUUCUCCUUUUAUCUUUUUCCCCACCAAUGUCGUGUCUUUUUGUCUUUAAUAAUAAAAGUAUUUUUGUUAACUAAUAAGUAGUCUUAGACGAGUAAAAACUUUUAAAAGCAGCUCUAAGUAAUUUUGAAGUGGUAAAAUGAAGAAAUUUAAAUGUUAUUACCAAUACAUUAUAUAGAAUUGCAACGCAUCUUAAAACUGCCUGACUGUUGUUAUAUAUAUAAAUAAAUAAAUGACAAAAAGAAGAAAAGUAUAAAUUUCAUUAUUACGAUAUGAUUCUAUUAUUCAUUUGUAAUGGGUAAUAGUUUAGAGAAAUGAGUAUGAAGGAAAAAUUAUUUAACGAUUAGUUUAGAGAAAGUAAAAGUAUGUGAAGAAGGUGUUUAGAUAAGAUUAAGUGAUCGAAUAACAACAUGGAAGAUAUGACUAAAACCUAAACAACAAAUCAGAAAUCAGAGAGAGUCAUUGUAAAGUUUGAUUGAAUAAUUACAGUAUGAAAUAAAGCUCUUAUUGAUUUCUUUAUUCUCA
Hermetia illucens (black soldier fly) is the source of this 5866-nucleotide messenger RNA. It is a transcript of the gene Atpalpha, whose product is annotated as sodium/potassium-transporting ATPase subunit alpha. Gene Ontology annotation, molecular function: P-type sodium:potassium-exchanging transporter activity; ATP binding; ATP hydrolysis activity. Gene Ontology annotation, biological process: sodium ion export across plasma membrane; intracellular potassium ion homeostasis; proton transmembrane transport. Lineage: Eukaryota; Metazoa; Arthropoda; Insecta; Diptera; Stratiomyidae. Gene Ontology annotation, cellular component: membrane. The transcript has 12 exons. Bases 682 to 3708 code for a protein of 1008 amino acids. The record is from RefSeq and is a predicted model, not a curated record.